CUGCAGCCGGUGACGGUCGUCCCGGCCGACUAGUAUGCGAUGUCUCCACUGGGCGGCGCUGCUGUGCAUGGCCUGGUCGGCCGGUGGAGGUGGUUUUACCCAUACGACACCCGGCCCGUGCUCGGUGGUCGCCCUGGGCGGCCGCGCCGGCCUCCUGGUGACCUGUCAGGCUGCCAGCGGCGCCGAGCUGCGUCACACGCUGUCCGUGACCUCGGGAGCGGUCAGCUCUGUGCGGGUGACGCGGCUGAGGUCAGCCGCCGCCCUCCUGCCGCCCUACUUCCUCGGCAACACCAGCUUCCAUGAGCUGCGCGUGGCUCGGUCGGGCCUGCGCCUACUGCACGACAACUGUUUCGCCGGCGCGUCGGACUCCUUGCAGCGGGUGUCGCUGCCCCACAACCUGCUGGAGCGCGUGCCGCAGUCGGCGCUGCUGUCGCUGCCGGAGCUGGCGCGACUUAACCUCGAGGGGAACCUUAUCAGUAGUCUAAUGAGCUACGAACUGUUCGGCCUGGCACUUAUUGGACUGAAUCUCAGGAAUAACAUCAUUGAGGAGUUGAUGGAGUACGCUUUCGCAGGGCUGGAGGACACGCUGCAGGAACUGGACCUGUCGAAGAACCUGCUGAAGGAGCUGCCGUUUCGGGCAGUGCGCCAUCUCAGAGCUCUGCAGAGGCUCGGUUUGGCCGGUAACCGAAUCGUGGUGUUGUCUGCAACCGGGUACAGUCAGCUUAGCCGGCUCCAGUCGCUGGACCUGGCGAAGAACUUGCUGCAGGCGGUGCCGGAGAAUGGACUGGCAGCGCUUCCAUCCCUCACCUGGCUCUCCCUCCACGACAACCGGCUGACGUCACUAGACGCCGCCGCCCUCACAAACCUCACCCGGCUGGAAGUGCUGGAUCUGAGCAGAAAUCGACUGACUGCGGUGAACGUCAGUCUCCUGUGGUCCUGUGGGGAGCUGCGUGUGCUGGACCUCAGCGGUAACCACCUGCACGACCUACCGGAGCGCCUGCUGUCCCGACUGGCGCAGCUGUCCGAGCUGCUGUUAGCAGACAACAGCCUCCAGCGACUGGAAGGCCGUCUCCUCUUCAACACUUCCCGUCUGUCCGUGCUCAAUCUGCAAAACAAUGUCAUCACCGAGCUAGACGAGCUCGCGUUCUCACGGCUGGGAGAGCUGCUGCAGCUCCAGCUGAGCCACAAUCGGCUGCAUUCACUACCCGCUCGUGUCUUUCAGAAUAUUUGGCGAUUGACCACGCUGAGUCUGGAUAAUAAUGAACUCGAUAGUCUACCCGAGGGAAUCUUUUCUCAGCUGACUAGUCUAGUGACAUUGAGGCUGCAAAACAAUCAGCUAUCUGUGAUUCGUUCAGCCGACUUUGUCGGGCUAACGAGUCUCCAGGAAGUGCAUUUUCAGCGAAAUCACAUUAAGUUUGUCGAGUCUUCCACGCUAACUAGAUGGCCAACUUUGCAGUAUUUGAAUUUCCAUGGCAAUCAACUUCAGAACUUUGACAUGCACUUCGACCGUGAAUCUUCAGAUCUCGUCUCGCUCCAACUAGAUAACAACCAGCUAAGUACCUUCCCCGAAAAGGCACUCAGCAAGCUCCCAGUGCUCGAAGUCCUUCGCAUAAACCACAACGAAAUCAGCCGCCUGUCGCCGACAACUUGCUCGCGCAUGUCACGCCUCCGCCGGCUCCACCUGCAGGAUAACCGGCUGUCGCACCUAGCGAACGGCACGUUCGUCGGCUGCGGCCGGCUCUCCGCGCUCGAGCUGGCCGGCAACAGGCUGGCGCGGGUCGAUGCCGGCACGUUCCGCGGUCUCCGGAGACUGGAGCGGCUCGACAUCUCCCGGAAUGACAUUACGACCGUGGGCCGGCGCUCCUUCGCCGCCCUAAUGCGCCUGACGGAGCUGAAUGCGGCCGACAACCCGCUGGGAGAGAUAAGGCGAGCCAUGAUGACCGGAAAUCUGCCGAUAAGACAGCUCUUUCUGCGACGAUGUGCGAUCGCAUAUAUUGAGGAGGGCUCGUUUCGACAGUUGAAGAGCCUGGAACUGCUGGACUUGCGCGAUAAUCUGAUGACACAUCUAAAUCCAGAACUUAUGCUGCCAUUGUCGUUAGGGAAGUUGUUAAUGUCAGGAAACACAGACCUACGUCUCCUAGGGAAAUCGAGCUCUCCAUUUUUAUUAACCAAGCUCCAGUUGCUUGAGCUGGAGUCAGUAAACUUGCAUAAUCUUUAUGACAGCAUUAUCCAGCCUAAAUCGCAUAUUCAAACAUUAAAACUUGGAUUUAAUCGCAUUAGCACGAUUCAUUCAUCGCUCUUUAGGAAUAUGCCAAAGCUUCAGUCACUGUCUCUCCCCUUUAAUCAUGUCAAGAACUUAUCCAUUUCCGAUCAGUUCAACUUAAGGUUCCUAAACUUCAGCGGCAACAUCAUCUCUUCCCUCUUCUCCAACACGUUCUCGGAUCUACCCGAACUGCGUUCGCUUGACCUCUCUCGUAACCGCAUCUCCCACAUUUCGGGCCUGGCAUUCGUCGGGACUCCUCAUCUGCAUACUCUGCUCCUACACAACAACCAUCUGCGUCAACUGCCGUCCGUCAGUGUUCGGCUCCAGAGCCUGCGGACCCUCGACCUUUCCUGGAACCGGCUGCGUCUUAUGCCCUCGAUGGUCCCGGAUGGCUCCCUGCCCGCCCUGCGCACCCUGAACCUCACCGGAAACCCUCUGCGGGAGCUGCUGGACGCGUCUCAGCGCCGCGCCGCGCACGCUCCGGCCCUGCGCCACCUCUCGGCCUGCCACUCUCAUCUGACCGGAAUCGCCUCUAUGGACCUGCGCGGCUUCCCCGGCCUGCGAGAGCUGCGACUCUGCCACGGACGCAUCUCCCGCGUCUCUCCCGGCGCCUUCUCCGGACUGGGACAUCUUCACAGCCUCGACCUAGGGCACAAUGACCUGGAGCUGCUCCCGGCCGAGCGACUGCGAGGUCUUCGUUCUCUGAGGCACCUCAACCUGACCCACAACGCACUGCGGCGGGUACCUCGGAUGCCGGCCGACCUGGCGCGGCUGAGGCACCUCGACUUGUCACGUAACACGCUGACGGAGCUCCAGCCGGGGGCGCUGGCGGAGCUGGACGAGCUGCGGCGGCUGAGACUCGGCCGGAACUGGCUGCCGAGACUGGCGGCGCGCAGCCUGGACGGUCUCGGGAGCCUCCGCCGGCUGGAGCUGCAGGAGAACGCGCUGGAGACGCUGCCGCUGAGACUGCUGGAGGGACUGGAGCCCACACUCAGCCUGCUGGAUCUAGCAGGGAACCCGCUGCACUGCAGCUGCCAGCUGCGACAGCUGUGGAGCUGGCUGCAGCGGCACCCGCGGCUGCUGCAGCGGUCAAACGCCACCUGCUGGACACCAGAGAAGCUGCGCGGCCGCCAGCUCACUCCCUCCAGCUCUGCCUUUUUCUGUCCCCACUCACCCGUCCAGAAAAUCGCCAUCCAGGACAUCCAGCCGCACUCUGUGCUCGUCUCCUGGCAGGCGGACGACGAGGCCGGUAUCCUGGGGUUCCGCGUGCUCCACCACGGCACCCAGCCGGCCGGGGAGCACCACGAGACGGCCCCGUUCGCGGGGAGCCGGCGCACCUACCGACUCUCUGGACUGACUGCGGACACCGCGUACAGGGUCUGCGUGACGGCCAUCGGCCGGUGGCUGCGAGCCGAGGGUCGCGCCCGUCCCCCGGAGCCGGGCGAGCCGGCCGAGCCGCCCGCGGAACCCCCGGACGGUAGAUGUGCGCUGGUGAGGACCCUGGACAGCACGGGGCGCAGCAGACUGCUGGGGGCUACCCGGCUGGGCGGGCUGGCGGCGGCGGCGGCGGCGACUGGGCUGCUGGUAGUGGCACUGUGUGUGGUAGGGGUGUGGCGAGCUGUGUCCGUGGCGAGGAAUAGUGGAAAGAGUGGCACUCGGGAAGAGAGUGAUAAGGGAUAGAGAAAUGUUGCCUGGAAGAGAUGGAACAACGAAAUAUUUCACUCCGCCCAUCAUUGAAUGUUGGUAUGUUGACGAUAGAAUGGUUGGUUACCCGGGCGACCCUGAAGAAAAUAAUGUUAUCCCGAUUAUCCAAGCACUAGAUGAAAGCAUUACCUAUGUCUAGGUCUACAACAAAACGAGCAAUAAACAAGGGCUAUUUUACUCAUAACAAUGCCUUUACUAUUCGUACCUAUCCUUUCUGCUCAGCUGACAUAUUUUGUCUCAUUUACAUAUAUCAUAUGGUGGUGCAAUGAUGGAAGGGAUGUUUCUGUUUACCCGAGUCAAUAUUGCGUUAUGAUGGCCGCAAGUCGAGCCAGCUCACAGUCGUGUUGAUAUUGGAACUGGAGCUAGUCGCAUUAGAUGAAAUGACACGGCCAUGAUAAGCUGGUGGUUUGUAGAUCUAGCUGCAUAAUGUGUGUAUGAUGUUAGUACAAUGUACCUACUGGUUGUGAGUUGGCGACCUGUGAAAUAUAGGUAUGGUCUGUUCUUC
Amphibalanus amphitrite is the source of this 4472-nucleotide messenger RNA. Its product is annotated as protein artichoke-like. The transcript has 3 exons. The record is from RefSeq and is a predicted model, not a curated record. Bases 35 to 3943 code for a protein of 1302 amino acids. Lineage: Eukaryota; Metazoa; Arthropoda; Thecostraca; Balanomorpha; Balanidae. Gene Ontology annotation, molecular function: protein binding.